GGGGAGAGCUGUGUGUGAGACCAUGUGUGUAUGGAAGGACUUGGGCCUGACGAUGGUGGGGCAGUUGGGGGUUGACAUGGAGGUUGGGGGAGCAUCUGUGGGAUGUGUGCCCAGUAUGUGUGUGUGAGGGGUGGAUGUGUCAGGUGUGUUCUUCACUCAGUACCUGCGCAGGUUGCUCUCAGAGCAUCUGCUGCCCGGCUGUUCAGGGACUGCAUUAUCCCUCUGGGACUUCUUCAGAGCCCCAGGCUCCCCUGGGUCUGGCUUUUGUGUCCCAGUGAGCCCUCCUCCGUCAUUCCUUGAGGUCCUGAGGGGGAGAGGGCCUAGAUCAUUAGACUCCUCCCUGAGGGAGGGGAAGAUUCCUGAGACCUCCCCCACGUCCCCACCUCCUCACAUGCCACUGGCUUCCCUGCCCCUCCCUGGGAGAGAAGGGUGAUAGUACCCAUUUAAAGUAGGACAAACUGAGAAUUUAUGGCUAGUUUAGCAGAUGCUGGGUGUGGGUUUUCUGCAGUUCUCUUUGCUCCAAGGUUUGGGCUGGGACUGGAGCCUCAGCAGGUUUGUGAUUCAAAACCUAAAACCUUAGACCAUCUGACUGAUCUAGAGAGGGUGGGUAGACGGUGAGUCCCAGCUUUACUUGGCUUUCUCAAUCCUCGUGGGUCCUGCUCCUCCAGGCACUGACCUGUGGCCUGGACCCACCCUCCACCCCAUGUGCAGUGCAGCGGGGGUGGGUGGAGGGCGGGGCUGCCGCCAGAUCUAGUCAGACAGGUGGAGCUGCCAGGGCAGGAGUCUCAAAGAGCCAGGCUCCCAGAGAGGAAGGGCAAGAGGAGAGCACCGGAGAGGAGCCGAGAGGCUGGAGAGUCGUUAACUAGGAUGGAAGCUCUUGUGAACGUGUACCAGAGCAUGAUGAAGCAUGGGGAUCCCCGGAUACAGGGCUACCCUUUGAUGGGGUCCCCCUUGCUAAUGACCUCCAUUCUCCUGACUUAUGUGUACUUCGUUCUCUCACUUGGGCCUCGAAUCAUGGCCAAUCGGAAGCCCUUCCAACUGCGUGGUUUCAUGGUUGUCUACAACUUCUCACUGGUGGCACUCUCCCUCUACAUUGUCUAUGAGUUCCUGAUGUCUGGCUGGCUGAGUAGCUACACCUGGCGCUGUGACCCUGUGGACUUUUCCAACAACCCGGAGGCACUGAGGAUGGUUCGAGUGGCCUGGCUCUUCCUCUUCUCCAAGUUCAUUGAACUCAUGGACACGGUGAUCUUUAUUCUCCGGAAAAAAGAUGGACAGGUGACCUUCUUACAUGUCUUCCAUCACUCAGUGCUUCCCUGGAGCUGGUGGUGGGGAGUGAGAAUUGCCCCAGGAGGAAUGGGCUCUUUCCAUGCCAUGAUAAACUCCUCUGUGCAUGUCAUCAUGUACCUGUACUAUGGACUAUCUGCCCUUGGCCCUGUGGCUCAGCCCUACCUUUGGUGGAAAAAGCACAUGACAGCCAUCCAGCUGAUCCAGUUUGUCCUGGUCUCGCUGCACAUCUCCCAGUACUACUUCAUGCCCAGCUGUAACUACCAGUACCCAGUCAUCAUCCACCUCAUCUGGAUGUACGGCACCAUCUUCUUCGUGCUCUUCUCCAAUUUCUGGUAUCAUUCUUACACCAAAGGCAAACGGCUGCCCCGUGUAGUUCAGCAAAAUGGAGCUCCAGGUACUGCCAAAGUCAAGGCCAACUGAGAACCAUGCUCUUGCUAGGCGCCCACCUAAGUGCCUCAGGACUGCACCUUGGGCAGCAUCCAUCAUUGUCCUCCCCAACUACACCUGUGACCAGGGAUUAUGUGGUCAGGACUGAGCAGGGGACAAGCCUUCCCCUCCCCACAGCUGGUACACAGGGACCACAGCUUCCGUUCCUCACCCACUUGUCCCAGCCAGCCCCAGGGACGUGGCCUCGUUGCCCUCUGCCACUCGAGCUGGGGGCUGAAAGGGCUGGACGCUUACUUCCCCCUCCCUGCCUUAAACUUGGGAGAGAAGCACUCAGGACUGGCCCCCACCAGGGUCUUGUGGCCUUUUUCCUCACACUGAAGAGGUCAGCAAUAAUCUGUCACUACGGACCCAGGCUCCCUCCUUCCCACCCAUACGUCCGAGUGGGUGGGAGGCCUGGGAAUACAGCCUAUGGAGGCUGCUCACUCAUGUCUUCAUUAAAAGUGACAGAGGAAACUA
Messenger RNA from Myotis brandtii (Brandt's bat), 2190 nucleotides. RefSeq names its product ELOVL fatty acid elongase 1 (gene ELOVL1). Gene Ontology annotation, cellular component: endoplasmic reticulum; endoplasmic reticulum membrane. Gene Ontology annotation, biological process: sphingolipid biosynthetic process; fatty acid elongation, polyunsaturated fatty acid; very long-chain fatty acid biosynthetic process. The transcript has 8 exons. The record is from RefSeq and is a predicted model, not a curated record. NCBI's taxonomy places the organism in Eukaryota, Metazoa, Chordata, Mammalia, Chiroptera, Vespertilionidae. Gene Ontology annotation, molecular function: fatty acid elongase activity. The coding region runs from base 868 to 1707 and encodes 279 amino acids.